GAAACCCAGAAGCUCACUUCAUCGAUUCUUCACCCCGGUUUUUUCGCCUACGCCAUAUCCCCUUUCUAAUUUCGUCGAAACCCUAAUUUUGCCUAACUGAUGUGUUAUAAGAAACUGAUCAUGUGAUUCUUUCUUGCUUUGUUGAUCAUGUUUGGAUGAACUUUGUACUGAUUUGUUUCUGUGUUUGCACCAGCUUGACAGAUUCAUUCCCAACAGAUCAGCCAUGGACUUCGACUAUGCUCACUACGCCCUUACCGAAGGAAGGAACGGGAAAGACCAGGUAGCAGCAGCGGUAAGCUUACCAUCCACAGAGGCCUACAGGAAGCAACACUCGGAUUCUCGCCUUCAGAAACAAACCUCAAGCUCCUGUCAAGUUGCUUCCACGGACCACUCUGCUUAUCUUCACCAACAACCCAGAUCCGUUAAGCCUCGCAGAUACAUUCCUCAGACUUCUGAGAGGACAUUGGAUGCACCUGACAUUGUUGAUGACUUCUACCUCAACUUGCUUGACUGGGGCAGUGCUAAUGUUCUGGCUAUAGCGUUGGGACACACUGUUUAUCUCUGGGAUGCCUCCAUUGGGCUCAACAACUCUGGAGUCCAGCUUCGGGAUUCUGCAUCCAACCGUCAAUUGAGAACAUUGAAGGGUGGACACCAGUCUACAGUAGGAUCAAUGGCGUGGAACAACCACAUCCUCACAACGGGAGGAAUGGUUGGUCUGAUUGUCAACAACGACGUACGAAUCAGAUCACACGUUGUGGAAACUUACAGAGGCCACACUCAAGAGGUUUGUGGGCUACAGUGGUCAGGAUCCAGGCAGCAGCUAGCAAGUGGUGGCAACGACAAUGUUGUACACAUAUGGGAUCGUUCUGUGGCCUCCUCAAACUCGACCACGCAAUGGCUCCACAGGCUGGAAGAACAUACGUCUGCAGUUAAAACCCUUUCCUGGCGCCCUUUCCAAGCGAAUCUGCUUGCAACAGGUGGUGGUGGAGGAGAUAGGACCAUAAAGUUCUGGAACACUCACACUGGAGCUUGCUUGAACUCAGUAGACACUGGCUCCCAAGUUUGUUCGUUGUUGUGGAGAAAGAAUGAAAGAGAGUUGCUUAGCUCACACGGGUUUACACAGAAUCAGCUUACGUUGUGGAAGUACCCUUCUAUGGUGAAAAUGGCUGAGUUCACUGGUCAUACAUCAAGAGUCCUAUACAUGGCUCAGAGCCCAGAUGGUUGUACCGUAGCUUCAGCAGCAGGAGAUGAAACUCUGAGAUUCUGGAAUGUUUUUGGAGUCCCAGAGACCGCCAAAAAACCUGCUCCAAAAGCAGUCCAUGAGCCAUUUGUCUCAUGUGAACCGUAUUCGUUGAAGAAACUGUGAAAAGAGACUAAAGAGCAAAGAAAGUCAAGCAGUGAUACAUAAGACUAACAACAAAGUUAAGGGUGAAAUAAAUAGUUCAGUUUAUGAUUGUGCUAAAAAAUUAUCACUGGCUUUAAAGAAGGACUCUUAGGCAAUCGCGGAGAGGAUUCAUUGCUCUCUUUGUUUCCCAACGUUUAACUCUCUCUGAGUAUUGUAGGCUACUGGAAGCUCAGUUGAUCACAUGAGUUGCUUUGGAGACGCAGCUUGACGGCUUCAGGAAACCGCUCUAGAUGCAUCCACUAAAGGGAACCGAUUAAACCAGGAAAUUAAAGGCGUUGAGAGUCUGGCAGCUAGGUUGUAUCGUUAAUAUAGUUCUUUAUGUGUCACCCAUGUUGUUUAGUGUUGUACACAGGGGGAUUAAUACAAACCAUGUUUAGCUCCAAGCUUUCUUAAUUAUGGUUUUAGUCAGAAAAUUGUUGUAAUUCCUUAAUAAAUCAAUCUGCAGAAAGCACCUGAGAAAUGUGGAUGUUCUUGACACUGCUGUGAACAAGCUUAUCUGUCCUCCAUGACAAGUCAUCAGCUUUACUAAUUUUUUUACUUUAUUAAAAGUAUUAUUGUAUUGUAAAAUAUUAACCUAACACCGGUAUAUUUUUUUUCAAAUAAUAUCUCUAGA
This is a messenger RNA of Eruca vesicaria subsp. sativa (arugula), 2018 nucleotides long. The record is from the annotation of a GenBank genome assembly. NCBI's taxonomy places the organism in Eukaryota, Viridiplantae, Streptophyta, Magnoliopsida, Brassicales, Brassicaceae.